Molecule: messenger RNA, 2602 nt
Organism: Aspergillus nomiae NRRL 13137
Lineage: Eukaryota; Fungi; Ascomycota; Eurotiomycetes; Eurotiales; Aspergillaceae
Gene: anxc4
Product: annexin ANXC4
Exons: 2
Coding region: 1-2460 (819 amino acids)
Cellular component (GO): cytoplasm
Molecular function (GO): calcium-dependent phospholipid binding; calcium ion binding
Source: RefSeq, a predicted model, not a curated record
AUGUCUCUCCAGCCCGACGACCCACGGUCGCGUGGCCGUUCCAGAUCGCGACAGCGCUCCAGUUCGCGCGCUUCGGCCCUGGGGAAUCCGUAUCUGUCUUCCGAACCGGCAGACGAAUACCUGCGAGCGCGAUCAAGAAGCCGUGGUUAUCGCACCAGCGCCAGCCAUCUGCCCUCGGGCUCCGAUGUGAGCCACUAUACUUAUCUACGCGACCACAACGACCCCGCGCGGUCCCCCAACGUUCGCCCAGUUCGCUACGAUGCUCCCCCGGAUGAUAUCUACUCGGAUUCGGACGACGACGGACUGGCCUAUGGCGAUAUUCCUGGGGAACUCGAGCGCAACUACUAUGGGUACAUGGCUACUCCCCGAACCUCGUCCUCUCAGGUCAACGGUGCAAUGAUGUCGGGCGCGCUGAAUGGAGACAGGCGCGCCGGAAAGGAGCACACCUCCGGACGCUCCAGCGAGGAAGCGCUAGGUGGUCAUCCCAGCUACGCGAAAACGGGCGCGUUCAAAUAUGCAACGCCCGCUCAAUACCUGCAUGCGCAACCAGACUGGGCGCCGAUCCCAGAGUGUGAGCGCCCAGGGUUCGUCCCACCGUCGUCGCAAGCCGACGAACAAUACAUGCCGGGUGCGUUUCCGCAGCCGGCGACAACGGCCGCGCCGUCGUUUCCGAUGCCUCAGUACGCGAACCUCGAAGCACAGUCCAACCCGUAUCCAUCCUGGGGCGGUCGUCCCGUCUCGAUGUCGGGCGCUCAUGCGUACGCCCCCACGGUCAGUUCGCCGACCCAUAAACGCGCCGUAUCCAGCGACACCACGGCGCAGACCCCGUACGCCAACCCCCCUACUUUCCAGUACGCGCAAGUCGAUCCGAAAGUUCAAUAUACCUCGAAGGGCGCCUCCAAGCAGCCGGUGUCGUAUACUGCGGCACCCCAGUACGCGAAACCGGGCGACACAGACAGGGGUCAACCGUCGCAAUACGCAAACAUCAAAUACUCCGCCAAUCCACAGUUCUCCAAGACCCCCACCAGCCGUCCAGACAGCGGACAGCAGUAUGUCGAAAUCGCGCCCGGCGACCGGAAGGGCACGCGCCAGAAGAGUCAUUCCGUCUCCUCGGGCAACAAUCUGUCGGUCGCAGGCCCUGACCCCGGCCUCCGACCAGCGAGCCCGAUGCUGGAGCCGUAUAAGGGGACGUACCAGAGCAUCUCCCCGAUGCCGUCUCCGAUCGUCAUCCCCUCCAAGCGGGAUGAAGACGUGUCGGACCUAGAGCCCCUCGAUGGCGGCUCCGACUCCAGCGGGCUACGAAAGCAUCGGAGGAAGAAAUCCAAGGACGAGAGGGAGCUGAAGGAGCCCAAAAGUGAUCGUUCCAAGCGCGAGAGGAGUCGGGUCCGCCCAGAGCGACCUGGUUCGCAAGAACAAGCCGUGAUGCUGAUCGAACCCAGCACACCGCGCAAGAAAGUGUCAUUCUAUGACCCCGAACCCGAUGCCAUGGCCAUGCAGGAUGCCUUGUCGCAUACCCGCAGCAUCGAUAGCAAAACCCUCAUCCGUGUGCUGCCCCAUUUGACCAGCGAGGAGAUCCUGGACCUCCGGUCGGAGUACAAGAAGCAUGUGAAAUUGCACGGCAAAAGCGUCAACCUGGCCAAGCAUAUUCGUCUGAAGCUGGGCAACAGUACCUUUGGCAAGGUGUGCUAUGCGACUGCGUUGGGCCGGUGGGAAUCCGAAGCGUUCUGGGCCAACUGUUACUACCAGUCGAGUACCUCCCGACGCGAGCUGCUGAUUGAGUCGCUGUUUGGCCGGAGUAACAGUGAAAUCCGUGCGAUCAAAGAAUGCUUCCGUGACUCACGGUACCUUGAUAGCCUGGAGAAAUGCAUGAAGGCCGAACUGAAGGCCGACAAAUUCCGAACCGCCGUGCUGAUGGCUCUCGAGGCCACCCGGCAGAGUGAACGGGAGCCCCUCGAUGGCGAGUUAAUCGAACGAGACGUCCAAGAGCUGCACAAGGCGUUGGUGUCGCGGCAUGGAGGCGAAACCGCGAUGAUCUAUAUCAUUGUGCGCCGGAGCGACUCUCACUUGCGAGAGGUGCUCCGCUUGUAUGAGCGGAUCUACGGCCGGAAUUUCGCCCGCGCUAUGAUUUCCAAGUCGCAGAAUCUUGUGGGCGAAACCCUUGCGCAUAUACUCAACGGAGUGAUCAACCGACCCAUGCGGGACGCGCUCCUGCUCCACCAGGCGCUGCGCGAAUCGCGGACGGGCAAGGAGCGAUCGGAAUUGUUGAUUUCCCGACUGGUCCGAUUGCACUGGGAACCGCGCCAUCUGGAGCAGGUGAAAAGCGAAUUCCGUCGGAGAUACGGAGAGCGACUGGAAGAGGCAAUCGCCGAGGAGGUGUUGACCACCAGCAGCGGCGAUGACUGGGGCGAGUUCUGUAUUGGCUUGGCGCGCAGUUCCAAGGCGCUGUCGAAAAUAGGCUAAAGAGUCUGAUUAUGACUUUGACGAGCUUACGGAUUUUGUGCUGAUGAUUCGAUGACAAUUCUUUUUGGUUAUGGUUACGCAUGCGCUGUAUAGAACGAAGGGCUAAGCAGCCAGGAAGGGAAAAAAACAAUAAAAAAAGGGG